Messenger RNA from Malassezia japonica, 3057 nucleotides. It is a transcript of the gene UBA1, whose product is annotated as E1 ubiquitin-activating enzyme. Gene Ontology annotation, biological process: DNA damage response; protein ubiquitination; ubiquitin-dependent protein catabolic process. The record is from RefSeq and is a predicted model, not a curated record. Lineage: Eukaryota; Fungi; Basidiomycota; Malasseziomycetes; Malasseziales; Malasseziaceae. Gene Ontology annotation, cellular component: nucleus; cytoplasm. Gene Ontology annotation, molecular function: ubiquitin activating enzyme activity. The transcript has a single exon. The coding region runs from base 1 to 3057 and encodes 1018 amino acids.
AUGUCAUCCCAGGAUCAGAUCGAUGAGUCGCUCUAUAGCCGUCAGCUGUACGUGCUGGGGCAUGAUGCGAUGAAGCAAAUGUCUUCUAGCAGUGUGCUAAUUGUUGGCCUGCAGGGUCUCGGCGCGGAGAUCGCCAAGAACACGGCCCUGGCUGGUGUCAAGAGUGUGACGUUGUACGACCCCGCGCCCGUGCGCAUCGAGGAUCUCAGCACGCAGUUCUUUUUGCGUGAUGAGGACGUGGGCAAGGAGGGAGUGACGCGUGCGUCUGCUACGGUGCCGCGCCUCGCCGAGAUUAACACUUACGUACCGAUCAAGGCCCUCGACGUCCCGGAGCUCACCCCGGACGUCCUCGGCCAGUUCCAGGUCGUGGUGCUGUGCAAUGCGACGGUUGCUGAGCAGCUGCGUGUGAACGAUGUGACGCACAACUCGGGCACGCACUUCCUCGCUGCGUCCGUGCACGGCCUCUUUGGCAGCGUUUUUGCCGACUUUGGCAAGGACUUUGUGUGCAAGGACGUGUCCGGCGAGCAGGCGCUCUCGGGUAUGGUCGUCUCGGUGGAAAAGGACGGCGAGGGUCUCGUUACCACGCUCGACGAGACGCGCCACGGGCUCGAGGACGGCGACUAUGUCACCUUUAGCGAAGUCCAGGGCAUGACGGAGCUCAACGACAUCGAGCCGCGCCGCGUCACGGUCAAGGGGCCGUACACGUUCACGAUCGGCGACACCUCGUCGUUCGGCGACUACCAGCGCGGCGGUAUCUUUAAGCAGGUCAAGCAGCCCAAGACGUUGCACUUCCAGUCGCUGCGCGAGAGUCGCCAGGCGCCCGAGUGCACGAUUUCCGAUUUUGCCAAGAUGGACCGCCCCCCGCUGUUGCACGUUGCGUUUGAGGCGCUCUCGUCCUUCAUUGAGCAGACCGGAAAUGCGCCGCGGCCCCGCAACAAAGACGACGCGGCGGCUGUGCUGCAGCACGCCCAGGCGCUCGCCCAGGAGCGCGGUGUGACCCCCAGUGACGAGCAAGGCACCAAGCUCUUUUCGAUGCUUGUCGAGGAGCUCGCGUUUCAGGCGCGCGGCAACCUCUCGCCCAUGGUCGCCUUUAUUGGCGGCUUUGUCGCGCAAGAGGUGCUCAAGGCGUGCAGCGGCAAGUUCCACCCCUUGAUGCAGUACAUGUACGUCGAUGCGCUCGAGGCGCUCCCGACGAAUGCCGCGUCGCUGCCCGAGAGCGAGUUUGCGGCGCAGGGUUCGCGCUACGACGGCCAGGUCGCCGUCUUUGGCCGUGCGUUCCAGGAGCGCAUUGCGAACGCGCGCCAGUUCCUGGUCGGCUCUGGUGCGAUUGGCUGCGAGAUGCUCAAGAACUGGAGCAUGAUGGGCCUCGGCUCUGGCCCGAACGGCCAGAUCUUUGUCACGGACAUGGACACGAUCGAGAAGAGCAACCUGAACCGCCAGUUCCUCUUCCGCCAGAAGGACGUGGGCAACUUUAAGGCCGACACGGCCGCUGCGGCGGUGGCCGAGAUGAACACCGAUCUGCAGGGCAAGAUCCACUCGUUCCAGAACCGCGUCGGGGUGGAGACAGAAGACGUGUACGGCGACGACUUCUUUUCGAAGCUCGAUGGUGUGACGAACGCGCUCGACAAUGUCGCCGCGCGCCAGUACAUGGACCGCCGCUGCGUCUACUACCAAAAGCCCCUGCUCGAGUCGGGCACGCUCGGCACCAAGGCAAACACGCAGGUGGUGGUGCCAAACCUCACCGAGUCGUACUCCUCGUCGCAGGACCCUCCGGAGAAGUCCAUCCCGGUGUGCACGCUCAAGAACUUCCCGAACCAGAUCGAGCACACGAUCCAGUGGGCGCGCGAGCAGUUUGACGAGCUCUUCCAGAAGCCGGCCGAGAACGUGAACAUGUACCUGACGCAGCCCGAUUUUGUCGCGUCACUCGGUGCGUCGGACAGCACCUCGAAGCAGCAGCUCGAGCAGGUCAAGGAGUACCUCGUGGACCAGCGCCCCCAGACCUUUGACGCGUGCAUUGCGUGGGCGCGUCUCAAGUUUGAGGAGAACUAUGCCAACAUGAUCAAGCAGCUGCUCUUCAACCUGCCCGCCGACGCGGUGACCUCGACGGGCCAGCCUUUCUGGUCGGGUCCGAAGCGCGCGCCCACGCCGAUUGCGUUCGACAUUGAGAACCCGAUGCACCUCGAGUACAUUGUCUCUGCGGCGAACCUCCACGCGGAGAACUAUGGUCUGAAGGGCAACAGCGACCUCGCCGUGUACCGCCGCGUGCUCGAGCAGGUGUCGGUGCCUGCCUUUGCGCCCAAGACGGCCAAGGUGCAGAUCAACGACAACGACCCUGCGCCUGUGGCCGGCAACGCGGCGGAGGACGAGGCGAGUGUCGAGGAGCUCACUGCGAGCCUCCCGGCCCCGGCGGAGCUGACGGGCUACCGCAUGCACCCCAUCGAGCUCGAGAAGGACGACGACACGAACUACCACAUCGCCUUUAUCACGGCGGCGUCGAACCUGCGUGCGGUGAACUAUUCCAUCAACCCGGUGGACCGCUACACGACCAAGGGUAUUGCCGGCAAGAUUAUUCCGGCCAUUGCGACGACGACCGCGCUCGCGACUGGUCUCGUGAACCUCGAGCUGUACAAGCUGCUGGACCACAAGACGGAUAUCGAAAAGUACUCGAACGCUUUCGUGAACCUCGCGCUGCCAUUUAUUGCUUUCAGCGAGCCGAUCGCCGCGCCGAAGCAAAAGUACAACGACACCGAGUGGACGCUCUGGUCGCGCUUCGACAUCGACCGCGACGUGACGCUCCAAGAGUUCCUCGACUACUUUAAGGCGAAGCAGCUCGAGGUGACGAUGGUCUCGAGCGGCGUCUCGAUGCUCUUCUCCGACUUUAUGCCGCCGAAGAAGAAGGAGGAGCGCCUGGCGAUGCCGCUGAGCGAGCUUGUGCAGACCGUGUCCAAGAAGCCGAUUCCCGCACACGUCAAGAGCAUCAUCGUCGAGAUCAUGGCCGACGAUGCCAGCGGCGAAGACGUCGAGGUGCCCUACGUCAAUGUGCGUAUCCGCCCGUAG